UCCUGUUUACCAGGCGCUUCAGUUCGCGUCGCGCCUCCUACCCGAGACACGCGCUCCGUCUAACCGCGGACUACAACCACCGUGCCCGGCUGCCGCGAUUUCAUCUACAUUAAUAACAACGAUAACCUGUCCGCGCGUAUAAAAAAAAAAGAAAAAAAAAAAAAAAAGCAGCCCUGUCCACUCUUACUCCAUACGUGUACGCGUACGAUGAACACUGCAACUGGUUGCCCGAGGCUCGUCCACGCGUGCAUUGCAUUGUACUCGCCUGCGAUCGAAAGCGAUGGUACAACGUAUAAUAUGCGUGCAAAAGAGGUCAUAAGCCGCGGUACGGAGGAACGGACAGGCUAGAGUGCAGGCUCUGACAAUCACAAUUGUAAAUAUUGCAUCUGGGGUGAUUCCCUCGCGAGGGGAAGUAAGGGGGAGCAGGAAGACCGAGGACAAGCAGAGAUAAUGGACAAAGCGAUGGCAAAGAGAUAGUGCCGAGAAGAAGGAGGAAGAGGCGAACGACGGUAUACAGCCUAUACGGACGGGCAACAGGUGUCCUCGGCGGGACAACAGCGAGAACUGGGAGGAGCGAGGGACGACAAAGAGGAGGCGGAGAGGAGGUCAGGCUGGCGAGGCGUUGCACCUGAGGGCCGGGCGCGCAUGGGAGCGCGCACGAUGUUCGCCAAGCUGAGGAGCAGCGGCGGGGCCGCCCCGGUCCCCGUGGCCCCCAACGCCCUCGAGUCCAACCCCAUCUGGAACUACUUCGACGUCGGCAAGCAGGUCGCCACUGCCGGGCCCGAGCACGUCUGGAAGGUCCUGGACGGCUACCGCAAGAGCGACGGCAAGGAGGUGUCGAUAUUUUUGUUCGAGAAGCGAUCCGUGGAAAAGAUCCACAAGCCCAAGAGGAAAGAAACCAUAGCCGAGAUGCUGCGCGUCGGCGUCCGACAGCUGGAACGCAACCGACACCCAAAAAUACUGCAGGUGAUCCACGGGGCGGAGGAGUGCCCCGAGACGCUGGCCUUCGUCUCGGAGCCGGUGAUGGCGAGCCUGGCGAACGUGUUCGCGGCGGGGGAGCAGAAGCAAGCCGCGGCGCUGGCCGCCCAAGCGGUCGCGACCUCAGUGAACCAACACUACCCCAUGCACCACCAGAUGGCCUCUGCCCAGGCCGGCAGCCGGCCCGUCUUCGCCAAGGAUUACGAUUUGAUCGACAUCGAGAUCAAGUACGGCCUCCUUCAGAUCACCGAGGCCCUCACCUUUGCCCACAACACGAUGCAGCUCAUACACCGCAACGUCUGCCCCAGCAACAUCAUCAUCACCAAAAAGGGCACCUGGAAGCUCUUUGGCUUCGAACUUGUGGAGAGGGUCAGCGAGGGAGAUCCCACGGAGUGCGUGCCCCUGUCUCCGUGGACCAAUCGUUUGCCCAAGGUGACGCAACCGAAUCUCGACUACAUCGCCCCCGAGGUGCAGACGAAAAAGAUGGGCUGCAUCCUGUCGGACAUGUACAGCUACGGGAUGGUCAUCUGCGCGGUCUUCAACAACGGGCGGCCCCUCAUCCAGGCCAAUCACAACGUCAACGAUUACCUCAAGCAAAUCGAGUCGCUGGAGGGCCAGGUGCAUAAUUUGCUGCCGCGGGUGCCGGUGCCGCUUCAGGAGGUCGUGACGCGGCUGGUGUCCAAGGACAUGCCCAAGAGGCCGCAGUCCCAGAUAUGCUCCCUAAUCAAGUACUUUGGGGACCCGUCGGUCCACGCCCUGCAGUUCCUCGACGUGAUCAACAUGAAGGACCCGACGCAGAAGGCGCACUUUUACAAAAACACCCUCAAAGAAGUACUGCCCUACAUACCCCGGAAACUUUGGUACCAGCACGUGUGGCCGUACCUCGAGCACGAGUCGCGCUCCCAGGAGGUCUUUGCCUCGGUGGUCCACCCGAUGCUCUACAUCAUCCAGAAGAGCAACCUCGAGGACUACGAGAGGAUCCUGUUGCCGGGCUUCAGGCAAGUAUUCACGUCCCCGAGAUCGAUCCAGGGCUCGGUCGUCCUGCUCGAGAACCUCCACGUCAUCCUCGAAAAGUCAAACAUGGACGACAUCAACCGGGAGGUCCUUCCCAUGCUGUACAACUCGCUCGAGAGCAACACCAUUCAGAUCCAGACGGCGGCGUUCGUUGCGGUGGCAAACGUUACGGACUACCUGGAGGACAUGGCGAUCCGUAGGACGAUCUUGCCGAAGCUCAAGCUCGCGUUCGAAAGGAGCACGACGGACCAGCGGAUCCUCAUGAACGCGCUCUCGUGCAUUCUCGACCGGCUCGAGAAGCAACAGAUCAUCGACGAGGUGCUGCCCCUCCUCUGGGAGGUCAAGCUCCAGGAGCCCGAGAUCAUCGUUAGGGUUGUAAGCAUAUACAGGCUCAUGCUGACCGACAAAAAGUACGGACUGUCGGUCAACAUAAUGGCGACGCGCGUGAUGCCCUCGCUGCUCCCGCAAACCGUCAAUCCAGGCCUCACCCUCGAGCACUUUACUAGUCUGCUCGACGUCUUGCAAGAGAUGCUCAACCAAAUCGACAGAAACCAGAGGAACAAGCUGAAACUUGACAACUUGUCGCUGCCGAGCCCGGAGAGGCACCGGCCGCUGCGCCACCAGUACAGCACCGACAACAUGCACGUGCCGCCCUUCAACAUCCCGAACCUGCGCAUCGAGCAGAGAAAGACCUCGUCGGCCGAGGACAUGAACAGGAAGAACUCCUCGAUGACGGGGAUGCUGGGGAGCUGGUGGUUCGGCUCUACCUCGUCGGCCAACGCGGACAGCAACUUUUUGCGCGUGGCCAACACAUUCACGAGCCGGCGGCUCUCGGACAACACCCUCAUGACGCCCAAGAUCAGGAUAGCCCCGUCGUGCGCGAGUUCGCCCGGGGGGACGCCGGGCGGUGGUUUGCCGAUCCGCCGGCACUCGAGCACCGGGCCCCAGGAGCGCCGAGGCUCCAACAUCAACCUGUCGCCACCCACGGGUGGCAUGCCGAUAACGAGCAGCAGUGUGCCGUACCUCCUGACCUCGAGCAUGAGCAGCCUGCGCGGUUCGAGGCGGCCCUCGGUGUCCUCGACCUCGUCCCAACAGGGAGCCGGCUUGCUGCAGCAGUUUGGCUCCGGCAUGUACCAACUAUUCUCUGGACGGUCAUAAUUCGGACGAUUACGAAUACGACUACGAGUACGAGUACGAAGGCUCGUACCCGACCCGCUAAACAAAAACAAAAAAACACCAUCGUCCAGACAACGCCAAUCCAUCGUGAUCAUUGAAAUGCAAGGGAGAAAUUUUAGGCGGGUGAAAAGAAGAAGAAAUUAAAAAAAAUCAAGAUGCUUAGGGUUAAUAUAGAAAAAAAUGUAUUUUUGUGGUGUAAUAUAACGUAAAGUAAAUACGAAAGCCUAAAUGACGAGCGAGAGAAGAAUUCUCGACAUUUUUCGUAUUAUUUCUUAAUAAAAAAUACUGUAGAGACAAUCUUAUAGCGAGUCGCCUGGCGACGUUUUUAUUAAUGGAUAAAUCAAACGGUUUACAAAAAAUAAUAAUAAUAAUAAUAAAAAAGUAAGUAACAAAGAUCAUUCGAGGAAAAAAAAAAUGGCAAUCAAACGGCAAUUGUUAAAUUAUACACUUUGUCAAGUUUCAGAUGAUUAUUUUCAAUUGAUCAUGUCUGUAACUAUUGUGGUGAAAGAUAUUUCGAAAGUUUGGACCUCCGAUCCUUACCUUUAAAAAAAAAACAAACAAAAAAAAACAAAAAAAACAAAAAAAAAAAACUUCCUAACAAGUAACUUGCGCGAGAGACUCAAGAAUGAGGAAAUCAUCCUAAAGAUAAGAAGAAAAAAUUGUACGAGGGAGAUUCUUAUUAAUUCCUCCAUCCCGUCAAUUGCUGAAUUCUAAUUACUGCAUUUACAAUCAUUAAUUUUAAGGGUAGCUUUUAUAAUCUACUGCGGCGGUACGGGCGCGUCAAUAAAUGUAAAUCUCUGGGUAAGUGCGGAUCAUGGUUGUGAAUCGUAACGCGAAGGUUGUACUUCGCACCUCCUUGUUUUUCCUUCGCUCUUUACACGAGUGCAAGAUUUCGGGGCAUCAAUCAUUUUGACCUUUCGGCUAACAAUCAUUGGCUCUCGAAUGGAGCAAGCGUCUCAUGCUUACAGCCGGUCGAUCGAUUAUAAAAAUAUUAUUAUCACUAUUAUUGCCGCGUAUAAUUUAUUGGGCACAUGUUUAUCGCAAAUGAUAAUAAUUAAUGUAAUAAUGAUUUUUAAUUUUAAGAAGUACAAAUAAAUGAGUGAGACGUUUGCGUGUGUGAACUUGAAUACAGAAAGGUUGGUUUCUAAGCUUCUGUAUACUUUGUCUCUUUCUGUGAUAAAUCAACUACGAUGGUAAUCACAAUCAUUUCGUACCAUCGCAAAAAUUACCUUGUAUCUUUCAUGAGGAGAACGGAGCAAAGGUUUAGACUUAAAAUUAGAAAAACAAUCUUCUUGCCUUUGGCUUCAUCACGGUCUUAUCGAUGUCAUCACUAACGGAGAAAUGGGAAAUUCGGUGUCGAAUUUAAACACAUCUUUUUGAUGCUACUCAUACUCCAUCUUGUCAAUUCAUGAUGACGAUUCUAAACAUAUUUCUAAUUGAGUUGGUACGUUCGACAAUCACUACGAACUCAACUCCACAGUUUGAUCUUUUUCUCAUACUUGCCUUCUUAGCAAACUAUUCAUUUCAUUUUAUUCCUGAUAAAUAAUAAAAACUCAUAUCAAAUGAAAGAAAAAGGCUGUA
Molecule: messenger RNA, 4749 nt
Organism: Copidosoma floridanum
Lineage: Eukaryota; Metazoa; Arthropoda; Insecta; Hymenoptera; Encyrtidae
Gene: bma
Product: SCY1-like protein bma
Biological process (GO): protein phosphorylation
Molecular function (GO): protein kinase activity; ATP binding
Source: RefSeq, a predicted model, not a curated record